Fragaria vesca subsp. vesca is the source of this 1112-nucleotide messenger RNA. RefSeq names its product nucleoside diphosphate kinase-like. The coding region runs from base 325 to 858 and encodes 177 amino acids. The transcript has 5 exons. The record is from RefSeq and is a predicted model, not a curated record. Gene Ontology annotation, molecular function: nucleoside diphosphate kinase activity. Gene Ontology annotation, biological process: GTP biosynthetic process; UTP biosynthetic process; CTP biosynthetic process. NCBI's taxonomy places the organism in Eukaryota, Viridiplantae, Streptophyta, Magnoliopsida, Rosales, Rosaceae.
GUACCUGUCCUAAUUCUCUGGUCAUGUCCAAAAAUGGUUCCUUCAUCCAUCAUUGGUUCUCACUAAAACGUAUUCAGAAACUCUAGAAAUUCAACUAAUUUUAGCAGUAGUUUUCAUAGCAACUUAUUACAAACACAAACAGCAUGCCGUUAAUUACUAUUUUCCCCUUCACUUCUUGUUUCUUUCACCUUUUCCUCCGCGUUCCUAGCGCACCAAACACAGACAGUUCAACUUGUCUGUUUCUCGCUGUCCGAUCCGUAAAGGGUUAAUAUUGUAAUUUGCAAUCUGACUGCAAAUUACAGUGACCGGCUCUGCUGCUGGGUCAUGACGCUCCCCAGAGUUUUCUUCUUCUUCAUCGUCCUUGUCGUAUCUGUUUCUUUCAUUUGCAGGUGUGAUGGAGUUACAGAGAAGGAGAAGACAUUAGCUAUAAUAAAGCCUGAUGGGUUGAGUGGUAACUAUAGUGAUAAGAUAAAGAAUGCUGUUUUGGACUCUGGGUUUACAAUUCUGAAGGAAAUGAUCAUUCAGCUUGAUGAGGAUGCUGCAAUGGGAUUCUAUGCCGAGCAUUCUUCAAGGAGCUUCUUCUCUAGCCUAGUCAAGUACAUGACAAGUGGACCAGUAUUGGUUAUGGUUUUGGUGAAGGAAAAUGCUGUUGCUGAUUGGCGUGCUUUAAUUGGCCCAACUGAUGCAAAUGCAGCAAAGAUCACUCAUCCUCACAGCAUCAGGGCAAUGUGUGGGGUGACUUUAGAGAAGAAUUGUGUUCACGGGUCAGAUUCUCUGCAAUCAGCUCAACGAGAGAUUGCAUUCUUCUUUGAGGAGAAGUCUUCAGGUAGAGUAGUUACUGAACAUGACGAAUUGUAGCUGGUGAAAACUCAAAGCAGAGCUCUGAACUUUUGAUCUCGUUGAGAAGCCUCUUCAACAUCUCCACUCCGUCUCUUUAGAGGAAAAGCUGUUGUAUCAAUUCCUUGAUUAUAGUUGGGGCCUCUGUUGUGAAAUACCAGCCAUCUACUUCUAAAUAUAUAUUUUUGGUUUUAAAUGGUCAAGUCUCAAGUUCUAUACUGUAAAAAAACAAUUGAAUCUCAAUUCUUAUGUAAUUUAAACCAUGCUUCGUUCUC